Molecule: messenger RNA, 1515 nt
Organism: Microstroma glucosiphilum
Lineage: Eukaryota; Fungi; Basidiomycota; Exobasidiomycetes; Microstromatales; Microstromataceae
Exons: 1
Coding region: 1-1515 (504 amino acids)
Source: RefSeq, a predicted model, not a curated record
AUGCCAGAGUCUCUAUCUCAGCGCCUCAGAGCCAUCCGAGAAGCAGCACAGCAGCCCAAAUCUCGUCCAGUUCCUACUCCGGCGUCGACCCCAGCUCCAGCUCCAGCGUCAGCUUCAGCCACAACUCCUGUUUCUAGUACACUACAUACUACACCGCGACAGACGUUCACAAAUCCGGCAAAUCAAGCUGAACCUAGUGUUUCACCGAACAGCAACAUACCAGACGAUGACAUUGAGCGGUUGAUACGACUGACACAGGAUGAGGUGCACCUGGAUCGGCAGUCUGGUCUUGGAAGCGAGGAGGCUGAGGAGGAAGGGGUAGAUCCGGCAGGGAUUGAGAAUCCGGAUAUUGAGACGCAAGCCUCGCUACCACCUGGUCCCUCGCAACGAGAGACAUCAAGCCUCUUACGAGAAUCAAUGGGCGUCCUGGGGCAAGCGGAACGUCUGCAGGGUUCGGCGCCGACGCAACCUGCUUCGAGUACAGGGCAACGGAGCAAGCCAAUCCUAACUCGGGGCUCAUCAUCGCGACUGAAAAGCCAAGACAGUGUGAGUGGAUCAAACCAUCAAGAAGCAGAUGUCGAAGAUGAUUCAUUCGAUCUAGCGGAAGAUCUGGCUGAAGCGCUCGGAGAAGAAGUCAAGCGGAGACCAGUGGCGGGCCUCGAGACGGAGCAGCAGCUAGCAGCGAGCUCGUCCUCAUCACCAGCAGCAAGAGAGAUACAGGUACCAGACGGUCCUGGCUCAAGUCGAGCGGAGGAGCUGGAGCGAGAGCCAGAGCCAGAGCCAGAGCCAGAGCCAGAGCCAGAGCCAGAUGAGAUCCAAGACGAGGUCGACGCUCUCAUCGCCCGAUUCAGUGCUCUACGUCCGGCACGCCAAGCAACUCCAUCAGAGCAGGCAUCAUCCUCUCCGUCCACACGGUCUUCACCUUCUUCUCCGCCGCCCGCCUACACAUCCGACGAUAGUGAAGAUGAAGACAAUUUGGGUAGUCGGGAUCCAUUCGCAUCUCUCUCCCUACCCUCGGUCCCGAGCUCAGAGCCAACGGCCCCCUCUGCCCCUGCCAUACACCCCACUCUCGGUCCGGCACACAACGACCUACCUGCCGAUCUAGACCUCGCACCUUUCCGCCGUCUGGUCGGGCGAGAGCUAGAUGUGCGCAGACUGGACGAGCCUUCCGAGCGGGAGCGAAGCUUUGACGGUUUCCCCUCUGUCCCCGGUAGUGGCUCCAAGUCUCACCCUUCCAGAGAGGGACAAGUGGAAGAAGAAGAGGAGGAGACAUUUUGCUCCAUCUGUUCAGCCCCUCCCACGCUCAGCUGUUUCUCUCCACGCGACCCGGAGGACGAAGGAUGCAUGGGCGAUGUGUACUGCUCGGAGUGUUGGGUGCAGGCGCACGAGGGCAUGGAGAGGGAGGAGUUGAGGGAGCAUCGUACGAGGGACCUGCCGAGGAAGGGAGGGGUAAACAGAGGCGGGCCGAAGAGGAAAGGAGGGAGUGGAGGAGGGAGGAAGCCAUUGGCUGCUUGA